UCCCUGUGAGUAUACGGCUCAGAAAUGUUGUAAAUCGAAGACUGCAAGUUAGAAAUCCGAUCAAAAAACUUGUGAAAGUAAUUUACAAUUUCUCAGAGAAUUCCAAAUCCAAGAUCAUGAGCUGGUGGUGGGCCGGAGCUGUUGGCGCUGCUAAGAAAAAAUUCGAUGAAGAGGAACCGCCGCGAACUCCCCAGAGCGUGGGUCUCGUGAUUGGCGUCACCGGCAUCGUCGGCAACAGUCUCGCCGAGAUCCUUCCCCUCUCCGACACCCCUGGCGGCCCAUGGAAGGUCUACGGCGUCGCGCGCCGUCCCCGCCCCAACUGGAACGCCGACCACCCUGUCGAGUACAUCCAAUGCGACAUCUCCGAUCCCGACGAUGCCAAAACCAAGCUCUCUCCGAUAACCGACGUAACGCACAUUUUCUACGUCACAUGGACCAAUCGAUCCACCGAGGCAGAGAACUGCGAGGCUAACGCCGUUAUGCUGCGCAACGUUCUGAAUUCCGUUAUACCGAACGCACCGAAGCUCCAGCACGUGUGCCUCCAGACCGGGGCCAAACACUACGUCGGGCCGUUCGAGUUGUUCGGCAAGAUUCAACCUCACGAACCACCGUUUACGGAGGAUCUGCCCAGAUUGGACGCCCCGAAUUUCUACUACACCCUUGAGGACUUACUGUUUGCGGAGGUGGCGAAGAAGGAGAACUUGACUUGGUCGGUGCACCGACCCGAUGCGAUAUUCGGGUUUUCCCCUUACAGCAUGAUGAACAUCAUUGGCACGCUGUGCGUGUACGCCGCGAUAUGCAAGCACGAGGGGAGGCCACUGAAGUUUCCGGGAAGCAAAGCGGCGUGGAACUGUUACUCGGUGGCGUCGGAUGCGGAUCUGAUAGCAGAGCAGCACAUAUGGGCGGCGGUGGACCCGUAUGCGAAAAAUGAAGCGUUUAAUAUCAACAACGGGGAUGUGUUCAAGUGGAAGCAUUUCUGGAAGGUGCUGGCGGAGCAGUUUGGGAUAGAGGAGUACGGGAUUGAUGAGGGAGGCGGGAGGCUGAGCUUGGUGGAGCUGAUGAAGGGGAAGGAGAAGGUGUGGGAGGAGAUAGUGAGGGAGAACGAGCUGCAGCCGACGAAGCUGGCGGAGGUGGGAGUGUGGUGGUUUGUGGAUGUUUGGUUGAGCGGAGAAGGGUUGUUGUGCAGCAUGAACAAGAGUAAGGAGCAUGGGUUUUUGGGGUUUAGAAAUUCCAGGAAUUCGUUUGUUACUUGGAUUGAUAAGAUGAAGGCUUUCAAGAUUGUGCCGUGAUCGACUGAUGACUCUCUUGAAAUAAUUUUGUCCUCAAUGCGGUGAUGGUGGUGUUUGGGUUUUGGGGAUAUUUUGUUGUGAUUUUUCUUGCUCUUUUUCUACUUGAAUUCACAAUAAAUUAUACAAACUUACUUUGUUGUAUGGAAAAUUGAUAGAUAAAUGUGCUAUCGAGCCUCAUCA
Messenger RNA from Pyrus x bretschneideri (Chinese white pear), 1469 nucleotides. RefSeq names its product 3-oxo-Delta(4,5)-steroid 5-beta-reductase. Bases 117 to 1289 code for a protein of 390 amino acids. Lineage: Eukaryota; Viridiplantae; Streptophyta; Magnoliopsida; Rosales; Rosaceae. The transcript is spliced from 2 exons. The record is from RefSeq and is a predicted model, not a curated record.